AUGGCAACUAAUUAUAAUGCUGUAGAUGAACAACGUAUUUUGCAAGAAGCUAAUAUACGUCGAUUGCGUGAACUUGAGUUAAGUCGAUUGAGUGAAGCUGAUGAACAAAUUGCUCGACAAGAAUUAGCUAAGUUCGACGAGAUGCAACGCGAACUUGAAAUAUUCAAUGAAGUCGAUCAACAACGUAUAAUGGAACUUGAAACAGAAAUACGUGAUAUAAAUCAAGAAAUAUAUAAUGCUGAAAAAGAACUUGAAGAACUUCGAAUCGAACAAGAAACACAAGAAAAAAAUCUUGAACAAGUUAAUAAUGAAGUUGCUAAACUAAUACAAGAAAUAAAACAUGUUCAAGAAGAACUACAAAAACUUCGUGAACAAGAACAUCAACUUAUUGUUGAACGUGACAAAUGGCAAGCAACACUUAUGGAACAAGAACAAAUUCUUAAAGAAGAACAAGCAAAAGUAAAUGAUCUUCGACAACAAAUUAUUGUAUUAGAAAAUGAUAAACGUGUAUUAGAACAACGACGUGAUGAAUUAAAUAUACAAUUACAACAAGCUGAAACUGAACGAGUCACUUUAGAACAAGAAAUUGUAAAACUUGAUAAUGAAUGUGCACAAUUAGAACAACAACUCAAUACUUUACAGCAGGAAUUAACACAACUUGAACAAAUAGUAGAACAACUUGUCCAACAAAUAAAACAAACUCAAGAACAGAUAGCUAAUUGUGAAAAAGAAAUAAAUGAACACAAUGCUCGAAUUCAAGAAUUAGAAAAUGAAAAACAAAAAGUCGAAAUUGAAAUACAGCGAUUACAAGAAUCAAUUCAACGUAUUGAAACUAUGAUUCAAGAUGUAACAAAUAAAGAGCGCGAAGUGACGGAACAAAUCAAUCAAAAAACUCAAGAAAAACAAAUGAUUGAAAAUGAACAGAGAGCUACUGAAGCGGAAGUUCAACAGUUGAAAGCAGUUCUCGAAUCACUUAAUGAAGAAUUGAAAAUGUUACAAGAGAGAUUGGCUCAAUUGACAAAUGAAGCCAAUCAAUUAGAAGAACAAGUUCAUCAAGCACAAAAUGAACUUCAACAAGCAACGGAAGCAGUAAAACUUGCUGAAGCAGAAACGGUACGCAUUCAAGGAGAACUGGAUCAACUUACGCAACAAUUACAAGCUAAGCAAGCUGAAUUGGCUCAAGGUGAACAAAAGAAAGCUCAACUAGAAGCAAUACUUGCUCAAAAACAAACUGAACUUCAACAGAUAACCGAUACUGUGAAUAGACUCGAGCAAGCAUUGAUGCAAGCCAAAAGUGAACUUGACGCUGCUAUUGAAUUAUAUAAUCAAUAUACUGAAACACUUCGGCAAGAGGAAGCAACUGAAUUAGAAAAGAAAAAUGAGGUUGAAAAUCAAGAAACAGCUUUAAAAGAAGCUGAAAAUGAGGCCAGUGAAUGUGAUAGGAAAGAAGGCGAGAAAAAACGAGAAUUAGACGAAGCGACGCGCGAAGAAAGAAAAGCACAAGCAGAUUUAAAUGCAGCUAAAAAUCAAUUGCAAGCUGCUGAAACAGCACUACAUAUUGCUGAAAUGGCGCUGGCAACAGCAUUGGCCUUUCCAAUUAUUGGUGAAAUUGCAGCCAUUGGAGCGACGGCUGCUGUUGCAGCAGCUACAGCUGCUACCAUUGCUCUACAUGUCAAAGUGAAUAAUGCAGAAACUAAAUUGUCUCAAUUGUCUAUUAAGCGUGAACAAGCCUUUCAAUUGCAUCAGACAGCACUAGAACAAAAGCGAACAGCACAUACGAAAGUUGCCGAAGAGAAGAGAGCACUUCAGACGAAACAAAAUGAAUUGAAACGGCAAACUGAAACUAAAAAUGCUGCUCAACAACAAGUCGAACGUCAGAAACAAGUUGUGAGGAAAGCGACUACUGAUCAUGCCGAAGUCGAACGUCAAUUAGCUGAAGCUAAAGAACAACAAACAAUGCAAAUGAAUGAAGUUCAUGAAGCUGAAACACAAGUUAAAAAUCAGACAGAACAUGUCGAACAGUUAAAACGAGAAGCAGCUGACUUAGAACGACGUCAAACACAAACACAACCAGCACUCGUCGCUGCAGAAAAUGAAUUGAGAAAUGCUCAAAUGAAGGAACAAACAGCCGAUGCUAAUCUGAAAAUGAUGAACGGACAGCUUACAGCUAAACAACAAGGUGUUCAAGAGCUACAAUCCUCAGUUGCUCAAAAGCAACAACAGACUGAAGCAAAACAGACUGAAUAUGCUGCUAAAGAAGGCGAAGCACAACAAGCUAAAAAUAAAGCAACAAUCAUUGACCAAGAUCUAAGAUUAGCUAAUCAGACGAAAGCAGAAUUGGAAGCAGAAAAGAGAGAACAAGAAAAUAUACUUCGAACGGAACAAAGCAAAAGCCAACAACUCAAUGUAGAGCAUCAACAACUCAAUGUAGAGCAUCAACAACUCAAAGCAAAAGUCGAAACAGUUCAACAACAAAAACAACAGUUUAGUCAACAACUACAAGAGUUUAAAAGUCAAUUGGAUCGACAAAAUGGAGAUAUGACUCAAAAGAGUAAUGAAGUAGAGAAAGUCAAAGCUAAUUUACACACAAAGGAGCAGCAGAGGAAUGAACUCAAGUCACAACGAGAUGAGCAUAUUGUACAUGUUGAACGAGUCAAAAGACAAAUUCAAGAAAACGAACAAAAUUUAAAAGAAAAUGACAUGAAUUUGUCACAGACACUACAAGCCCGACGAGAACGAGAAAUUGCCAAACAGUUAGCAGAACGUCAAGUAGCUGAUAGUGAACAACGUCUUCACCAAACAGCUGAACGACUCGAACAAUUAUCCAAUCAAGUUCAAGAGAAACAGCAAAUUUAUGAUGAAAAAAAUCGUCGUCACACAGACCUCGCCGCCAAUGUAGAGCAACAUAAAGCGGCUAAAGAACGUUUGGAAUAUAAUAUUCAAGAUACAUAUAAUCGAUGGACAUCAAAACGAAUCUGGGCAACAAGUGCAGCAACACAUGUUGCUCAACUCGAUCAAGAGAGGAACAACAUUAAACUAGCCAGUCGACAAGCAGCUGAAACUAAUAGAAAGCAUCGAAAUGAAGCAAACGAAAAUAAUCGAAAUAGAAAAAUUCAGCAACAAUUUUAUCGCCAUUGA
Molecule: messenger RNA, 3138 nt
Organism: Rotaria sp. Silwood1
Lineage: Eukaryota; Metazoa; Rotifera; Eurotatoria; Philodinida; Philodinidae
Source: the annotation of a GenBank genome assembly